Molecule: messenger RNA, 1269 nt
Organism: Lathyrus sativus (Indian pea)
Lineage: Eukaryota; Viridiplantae; Streptophyta; Magnoliopsida; Fabales; Fabaceae
Source: the annotation of a GenBank genome assembly
AUGAAGAAGCUUUGUCCCAACCUUGAUCAUGAAUAUGGGCUGGAAACCGUGCUGGAAGUUCCUAUCCCAGAAGAGAUUUUCACCAACAAGAGUGGAAACACAUGGAAAAACAUGAAGCAAUGGAUAAAACCAAACAAUGAAUCAAGAUCAUCACGAUUUGAAGAUCCAAACACAAAUAUUCAGUUAUUGCUUGGUGUUGUUGGAGCUCCAUUGAUUCCUUUUCCUAUCACCAAUGACUACAAACCCAUCAUCACUCACAACAUUAAAGGCCAUAACAUUGAGGUGUCGAUGGCGAAAUAUAUAGUGAAACAAUAUGUGGCGGCGGUGGGAGGAGAGAGUGUUUUGAGUAAAGUUGAGAGUAUGUAUGCAAUGGGGGAGGUGAGAAUAGGGACAUCAGAGUUUGUAGGAGGAGAAGGGGGUGUGAAUAGCAAGAAGAUGGUGAAGAAGUCGAAGAAAGUGGAGGUGAAAGAAGAAAUGGGAGGGUUUGUUUUGUGGCAAAAGAGACCAGAAUUGUGGUGUUUGGAAUUGGUUGUUUCUGGGUACAAAAUUAGUGCAGGGAGUGAUGGAAAAGUGGGUUGGAGGCAAACGCCAUGGCAUCAUUCUCAUGCUUCUAGAGGCCCACCUAGACCCCUUAGACGUUUACUUCAGGGUCUUGAUCCAAACUCCAUAGCCAAUCUAUUCAACAACUCAACAUGCAUAGGAGAGAAAACAGCAAACAAACAAGAAUGCUUCAUUCUAAAACUCGAAACAGACUCAACUUCAUUACAAACAAGAAGCAGUAACAACAUAGAGAUAAUAGGCCACACAGUCUUAGGCUAUUUCAGCCAAAGAACAGGACUUUUAGUUCAACUAGAAGACACACAUUUGAUCAAACUCAAAUCCUCCGAAACCGAAUCCAUAUUUUGGGAAACAAACACAGAAUCUACCAUACAAGAUUAUAGAAUAGUGGAUGGUAUUCAGAUAGCACAUUGUGGGAAAACUUGGGUUACUUUGUCAAGAUUUGGUGAAGGACCUGAGAGUCAUUCAAGGACAAGAAUAAAAGAGGUUUGGAAAAUUGAAGAAGUGGACUUUAAUGUUAAAGGGUUGUGUUUGGAUUGUUUUCUAGCUCCUAGUGAUUUGAAGAGAGACGAAGAAAAAGAGGUUGUUUCUGUUAGUAAUGGUAAAUUACCAUAUAGGAUUCAAUCUGGUUCUUUUAAGAUUAGUGGUUCUAAAGUAGCUGAUUUUAAUUUGGUUGAUUCAUGUGUUAGUGAAAACAUUCAAGAUAUGUAA